AUGUCUAUUCGUACAGUUGGCAUUGUUGGCACUGGCGUGAUAGGGGCAUCAUGGACAGGUCUUUUUCUUGCCCAUGGUCUGCGCGUGAUCGUUGCGGACCCUGCACCUGCAGCGGAGGAGAAAUUGGCUUCCUAUCUGAAAAGUAUCUGGCCUGCAUUAGAGAUCAUGGGUCUAGAUGAAGACGCUUCUCUUUCGAACUACAAAUUUGUAGGUGCGACUUUGGGCGAAUACUAUAAAGAAGUGGACUUUGUCCAAGAGAAUGCGCCCGAAAGGCCAGAGCUCAAAACAAAGCUCCUUGCCGAGAUCGACGCAGCUGUUCGUCUAGAUGUCGUCAUUGCGUCCUCAUCUUCAGGCAUUCCAAGCUCGAAAUUUGUUGGUCAGUGUCAACACCCAGAGCGAGUGCUCAUCGGCCACCCGUUCAACCCACCUCACCUCAUGCCGCUUGUGGAGGUAGUUCCCCAUCCGAACACGAGUACCGCAGCUGUUGCACAUGCAAUGGCUUUCUAUGAGUCCGUAGGGCGUCGUCCCGUUCACAUAAAAGACGAAAUACCCGGUUUUGUCGCCAACCGUCUCCAGGCUGCGCUUUGCAAUGAGGCGUACAGCCUAGUGGCUCGUGGGAUAGUCUCCGCGCAGGACUUGGAUGCUUGCGUCACUACCAGUCUGGGGCCUCGGUGGGCCAUGGUCGGACCCUUCCUGGCAAACGCAAUGGGAGGCGGUGGUGGUAGCGAGGGAUUUAAGCACCUUCUUGAGCAUCUGGGACCUGCAAGCCGAGUUUGGGUUGCAGAUAUGCAGGCACAUAAAUUCGACUGGUCUCAGGAGAGUAUUGACGUGUUGGGUUCAAGCGUUGCAGACGAGCUUCAAGGCAAAGACGUCAAAGAGCUUGAGCAAAAGCGGGAUGAUGAUCUUAUCAAGUUCUUCAAGAUCAAGGGCGUUAGGCAGCGCCCGCGAUAA
Didymella exigua CBS 183.55 is the source of this 951-nucleotide messenger RNA. RefSeq lists its product as uncharacterized. NCBI's taxonomy places the organism in Eukaryota, Fungi, Ascomycota, Dothideomycetes, Pleosporales, Didymellaceae. Bases 1 to 951 code for a protein of 316 amino acids. The transcript is spliced from 5 exons. The record is from RefSeq and is a predicted model, not a curated record. Gene Ontology annotation, biological process: fatty acid metabolic process. Gene Ontology annotation, molecular function: NAD+ binding; oxidoreductase activity, acting on the CH-OH group of donors, NAD or NADP as acceptor.